CCCUCAACUGUAAACAACAAACCGCGGGACACUCAGCACCACCACCACCACCACCGCCAGGACCUAGCGCGGCCAGCAUAGGGCCCUAAAGACACCCCGGCACACCUGUUUUACUUCACAAGACAGAACACCUCACCGGAACCUUACCUACCUGCAGGCAGCACCUUCAGGGCACUCUAACCCUUGGCACUACAGACCGCACGGCCCCAGUGCAGUGCCCUCACAUCCUCAACACCAACAACACUACAAGGCUCAGGAGGUGCUGAGUGUUGGGACACCAGUGACUGGCCGUGUUGGCGGCGCUGACCAGCCUCACACACCACACAGGGCACCAGCUACGGCACAUUCAGAAUGGAGGAGGAGUUUGAGGGACGUGUGUGGGAGGACGCUCCAGACACAGAGCCUUUGGAAGAAGAUGAAGCUCUCAGCCCAGCUGAUGUGCAGUCAAACUGUCUGCGUCAGUUUUCCAGCACGGACUUCAUCAUGGAGCCCGGUAUCUCCACUCUCAAAAGGUAUUUCCAGGCUGGUGGGAAUCCAGAGCAGGUCAUUGAGAUGUUGUCUGAGAACUAUCAAGCCGUGGCCCAGAUGGCUAACCUAAUGGCUGAGUGGCUCAUCUUGGCAGGUGCAAGUAUCAAUGACGUGCAGGCCAUGGUAGAGAAUCACCUCAAGCAGAUGAUCCUUAAAACAUUUGACCCCAAGAAGGCAGACACCAUCUUCACUGAGGAGGGAGAUGCCCCAGCAUGGCUGACAGAACUCAUAGAACACAGCACGUGGCGGUCGGUGGUGUACCAGCUGGCCGAGGAGUUCCCCGAGUGUCUCAUGCUUAACUUUACCAUCAAGCUCAUUUCAGAUGCCGGCUUCCAAGGUGAGAUAACCAGCAUCUCCACAGCUGCCCAACAGAUUGAGGUGUUUUCACGCAUCCUCAAAACUUCCACUGCUAACUUCCUUCAGUCUCCCGAGGACUCACGACACAAGGCAGUGGUCGAGUUUGCUAAAAUGGUGUGUCACGGGCAGCACACCUACAUCUAUGCCCAAGUGAUGCUGCAGAUCCUCUCACAGGAAACCAAGGGCGGCAACAACAUCCGGCGCCUGCAGCAGGAGAUAACCAAGUAUGCCAUCACCAGUGGCCUGAAUGUUACUCCAAUCCAGCUGGCAUUGAAUGGUGCCAUGGCCCACCCCAGGGCUGCCCAAGCCUUGGCACCCAUGCUGGCCCGCAACGCCCUCAACCCGGCAGACAUCACCGUGCUGUUCAAGCUGUACAGCAGCCCUGAUCCCCCACCAGUGGAUCUCAUCCGUAUCCCACAGCUCUUGGAGCUGCUGAUUGAUGCUCUCUUCAAGCCAGGCAGCAAAGUGAACCAGGAGCACAAGACCAAGUAUUUCUACCUCCUGGGCUACAGCGCCAGUGUGUACGAGACCCCCAAGAAGGGCAACAGACCACGCCAGGUGAAUCGAGAUGACCUGAAGCCUACUCAGCAGGCCAUUGAAAAAGUGCACACCAUCUGCCAGGGUGGGAAGUCUGCCAUGGAGCUCAUCGCCGAGAUCAACACCCUGUACCAGUGCAUCAGGUUUCCUGUGGUGAGUGUGGGUCUGGUGCGGUGGAUUGAGUGUGUGGUGAAGGAGCCAAGUUACUUCAAGCUCUGCACUGAGUCCACGCCAACCCACUUGGCUCUGCUGGAUGAGGUGGUGUCCAUCCACCCUCUCCUCCACAGCCGUGUCCUCAGCCUCCUGGUGGAGCUCUUUGAGUCAGAGUUCCAGGACUUGGAGAUCCUGGUGCAGCUGGAGUUGAGGAAGAUGUUGCUGGACCGCAUGGUGAAUCUGCUCAGCCGAGGGUGUGUACUGCCCGUCAUGGAGUACAUCAAGGGCUGCUCCACCAAGGGUGACACUGACAUCUCCCUCAUCAGAUACUUUGUUCGGGAGGUGUUGGAGAUUGUGGCGCCACCAUACACAGUGGAGUUUGUGCAGCUGUUCCUUCCCCUGGUGGAGAACGAAGACAUCACUGGCUCCAUGAACACUGACAACGACCUGGUGACUGAGUUUAUAGCUCACUGCAAGACCAACUAUUAUGUCAUGUGAUAGGAAGCCAACUCUACCUGUCUCUAUGCUGAUGCCACAUGGCCAGUGUUGUUGGGGGCUGACAGUCAUUGCCACCCCAGUGUGUUGAGGCUGGGGAGGGGAGGUCCAUGUGAAGACACCACCACUCUGCUUGAUGAAGUGUGCACUGUUCAACUGGUGGGGCUUGAUUCUGGCACAGGGUGUUAUUCCACUAUGUUGGUUUGGUGUUCCUCCCUUCUCUGAUCUUUUAUUUUGGCAGGGACCACUGUUUUCUAUGUGUGUGUGUGUGUGUGUGUGUGUGUGUGUGUGUGUGUGUGAGAGAGAGAGAGAGAGAGAGAGAGAGAGAGAGAGAGAGAGAGAGAGAGAGAGAGAGAGAGACUGUGUAGCUAUAAGUGUGUGAGUGUCUACAGUCAUCAUCUCACUUCAUGUAUGUUUAUAUUGUUGUGAAAGGACAUUUUUUAUAUGAAUGCACAUUUUUUUUACCAUUAAUCUCAAGCUAGAGUGAGUAACAAGUUUUGCAUCUGUUACGUACAACUACAUUCAAUCCACUUUGUGUGUCUGUAAUGUAUAUAAUGUCACCCACUUCAUACUACAUAAAUAUUUUGUUUAAGAAGACAUCA
Portunus trituberculatus (swimming crab) is the source of this 2672-nucleotide messenger RNA. It is a transcript of the gene TH1, whose product is annotated as negative elongation factor D-like. Gene Ontology annotation, molecular function: RNA binding. Lineage: Eukaryota; Metazoa; Arthropoda; Malacostraca; Decapoda; Portunidae. Gene Ontology annotation, cellular component: nucleus; NELF complex. Gene Ontology annotation, biological process: negative regulation of transcription elongation by RNA polymerase II. The record is from RefSeq and is a predicted model, not a curated record.